CGUGCCGAGCUGGACGAUUUCGAGAAGACUAUAAAUUACACUUACAUAAAUUACACUUAUUAUUAUCAUCACUACUCUCACAGCAGUUACCGAGAGGUCACGAUCUCCAUAUCAACCAUGGCCGAGAAUCCAAUCCGAUUCGGAAUAUUAGGGUGCGCCGGCAUAGCGCGCAAGGUGUCAAGGGCCAUCAUUCUGGCCCCCAACGCCGCCCUCUACGCCAUCGGCAGCCGCUCCAUCGACAAAGCCUCGAAAUUCGCCGCCGCAAACAGCUUCCCUCCCUCCGCCAAGAUCUACGGAAGCUACGACGGCGUUCUCGACGACCCCGCCGUCGACGCCGUCUACGUCCCCCUCCCCACCAGCCUGCACAUCCGGUGGGCGGUGUUGGCGGCGGAGAAGAAGAAGCACCUCCUCCUCGAGAAGCCAGUCGCUCUCAAUGUCUCCGAAUUCGAUCAGAUUCUCAAGGCAUGCGAAGCUAAUGGAGUUCAGUUCAUGGACGCUACUAUGUGGAUGCACAAUCCCAGGACUGCUAAGAUGACGGAAUUUCUAUCUGAUUCGCAGAUUUUUGGCCAACUCAAAACGAUAAACAGUUGCUUCACAUUUGCUGCCAAUCCAGAUUUUCUCAAGAACGAUAUUCGCGUAAAGUCGGAUCUCGAUGCUCUUGGUGCUCUGGGUGAUGCUGGGUGGUACUGUGUCAGGUCCAUCCUUUGGAUUGCAGAUUUUGAGCUACCUAAAACAGUAACAGCUUUGCGCGAUCCAAUUUUCAACGAAGUGGGGGUAUUUCUAUCGUGUGGCGCUUCUUUACAUUGGGAAGAUGAUAAAGUAGCAACCUUCCAUUGCUCAUUCCUAUCAAAUUUGACCAUGGAUGUAACUGCUAGUGGAACAAAGGGAACUUUGCAUAUUCGCGACUUAAUUAUUCCUUUUGAAGACGACAAGGCUUCGUUUACAGUAGCGACAGAAUCGGGGUUUGAUGAACUCAUGACGACUUGGGUACCAAAACCAAGCGAGCACACUGUCACGACCGAUCUUCCUCAGGAAGCCUGCAUGGUGAGGGAGUUUUCAAGGUUGGUUGCUGGCAUAAAAGGAAAUGGACAAAGUCCUGAGAAGAAGUGGCCAACAUAUAGCAGGAAGACACAAUUGAUUCUUGAUGCAGUCAAGGCAUCAAUUGAGAAAGGCUUCGAACCCGUGGAGAUUGUGAGUUAAUUUAGACUCGGCUUUCCAUGUCUGGUAUUAUCCCUGAACUUGGAUGUUGUUCAUCACAUGUUAAGUUUAAGUACUUUUUAAUCAUCAUGAGAUACUUCCAACUUUGAUUGUGGAUGUGAUAAAUAAAGUACUUUUCAAUCAUUGUUA
Camellia sinensis is the source of this 1347-nucleotide messenger RNA. Its product is annotated as putative oxidoreductase At4g09670. Gene Ontology annotation, molecular function: nucleotide binding. NCBI's taxonomy places the organism in Eukaryota, Viridiplantae, Streptophyta, Magnoliopsida, Ericales, Theaceae. The record is from RefSeq and is a predicted model, not a curated record.